AACCACCGUUUGCACCUACUCCAUUUUCGCUUUCUUAUCAAGCAAAAUGUACCAUAAAAAGGGUCCAUUUCUAUCCCAUACAGAACGUAUUCCACACGGUGUUCGUGUAUUUACGCUCAUAGAAAUGGCCUUAAGAAGGGCAUUAGUUUUCUCUCUGUUUCUCCUCGAUGUCUAUGUUGUCUUUGCUUCAGACCCGGAUCCUCUCCGGGACUUCUGCAUACUCAAUAACGAUGCUGCAGCCUACGUUUCAUGCAAGAAUUCAUCGGCUGCCACAGUAGAAGACUUCACAUUUUCCGGGAUUAAAUCUCCCGGAAAAUUCGACGAAACAGGACUAUCAUCUAUUCCUGUGAAUGUGAAUGUGUUUCCUGGUCUCAGCACAUUAGGUGUGUCGCUAGUUCGAGCAGAUUUUGAAGCUGGAGGUGUGAAUGUGCCUCAUUUCCAUCCGAGAGCAACCGAGAUUGCAGUUGUUUUAGAAGGGAAACUAUAUUCAGGAUUCGUCGACACGCAGAAUCGAGUUUUCGCUAAGGUGAUUGAGAAAGGUGAAGUUAUGGUGUUCCCCAAAGGUUUGGUGCACUUUCAAAUGAAUGUUGGAGAUAAAAAAGCAACAAUUUUGGGUAGUUUUGACAGUGAAAAUCCUGGUUUGCAAAGAAUACCAAGUGCUUUAUUUGGAUCAGGAAUUGACCAAAAACUUUUGGAGAAAGCUUUUGGACUGAGUUCUAAAGAGAUUGCUAAGUUAAGGAAAAGGCUCACUGUCCAUGAUCAGUUGAGCUAGACUUCUUACUAAAAGCUUUAUGUCGGAAUAGAAUGAUAAAAAGCGCGUACGAUCUUUCCUCGCUACUAUAAGAGAGCCUCUAGUUCGAAAAAUUCUUACACGAGUUCAGUUCAUAGUAGGACGGAUUAUAAAAUUUUCAUUGAUUGUCACUUAAAUUAGUGAUUUUUUAAUUAGAAUGGAACGCUUUUUAAUUCGAA
Messenger RNA from Mercurialis annua (annual mercury), 969 nucleotides. RefSeq names its product germin-like protein subfamily 3 member 2. NCBI's taxonomy places the organism in Eukaryota, Viridiplantae, Streptophyta, Magnoliopsida, Malpighiales, Euphorbiaceae. The record is from RefSeq and is a predicted model, not a curated record. Gene Ontology annotation, molecular function: manganese ion binding. Bases 47 to 772 code for a protein of 241 amino acids. The transcript has a single exon. Gene Ontology annotation, cellular component: cell wall.